Belonocnema kinseyi is the source of this 1594-nucleotide messenger RNA. Its product is annotated as acetylcholine receptor subunit alpha-type acr-16-like. The transcript is spliced from 9 exons. Gene Ontology annotation, cellular component: neuron projection; membrane; synapse. The record is from RefSeq and is a predicted model, not a curated record. Gene Ontology annotation, biological process: regulation of membrane potential; chemical synaptic transmission; nervous system process. Gene Ontology annotation, molecular function: neurotransmitter receptor activity; transmembrane signaling receptor activity; extracellular ligand-gated monoatomic ion channel activity. The coding region runs from base 50 to 1399 and encodes 449 amino acids. Lineage: Eukaryota; Metazoa; Arthropoda; Insecta; Hymenoptera; Cynipidae.
GCUUCAGUACUCUAGUACUAACUGGAUAAUGUGAACGAUCGGUCUCGCCAUGAAGAACUAUAAAAUAUUUCUUAUCACGAGUGUCAUGCAUUUAAUAAUAUUUUUUGCUAGUUUUUCAUCAAUUGAACAAUACGUACUUCCUGGUGGACCUUCAUUUACACCUCUUUGGAACGAAACAUGGACCGACAAGCUCAAACGAGAUCUUCUUGUAAAAUACGACAAAUUUGUCAGACCUGCUCACCAUUUCAAUUCGACAGUUGUGACCCUCGACAUAGAAAUUCAUCACGUAUCAUUGGACGACAUGAAGUCCGUCUUAUCCGUACACUGCUUUUUGAAAAUGGCAUGGAAGGACGAGAAGUUAAAAUGGAACGCUUCUGAAUAUGGAGGACUUCGACAGGCUCACCUAGGCAUUCACGAAGUUUGGCAACCUGAUGUCGUUUUAUAUAACAGUGUGGCCAUCAACGCAGUGGAACAUUAUGGGGAUACCCAUUGCCUUGUCGACGACGAUGGGACCGUAUUCUGGGUGCCACCCACGCAAUUUCUUGCAUUUUGUGAUUUAGACUUGAGAUUGUGGCCUUUUGACACGCACACAUGUUCCCUCAAAUUGGGUUCGUGGACAUACUCAGGCGAUCAAAUUGAUCUACACCUGUUUAAGAAGCCUAUGAAGGUGCCAGAUCUUCUAGUGUCAAAUACAGAAUGGAAAUUGUUGGAAAUGACAAGAGGUCGUAAUGUCGUUCAUUACGAAUGCUGCCCGGAACCUUAUGUGACCCUGGUCUUCAAUUUGACUUUAAAAAGAAACGCUUUGCUGUAUUGCAACAUCGUUUUCACACCUACAAUUCCAAUCGUUUUUCUCACUCUCAUCGCCUUUUGGUUGCCACCUCAAAGUGAAGUAAGGAUAGUCGUAGCUGGAUGUACAGCUCUGAUAACUUCAAUAUUUUUAAUUUACUUCGGCAACAAAAUUCCACCGGUUUCUGAAAAUUUACCCCUCAUCGUCAGAUUUUAUAGUGGGUGUUUAUACCAAGUUACAAUUCAGCUGAUAAUCUCAGCAGUCGUAUUGAACUUUUCGAAAAGACCACUCUGCAGUCCAAUUCCUCGUGGAAUCCGUCGUCUUCUUUUAGGAUGGCCGGGGUGGUACUUGGGACUUUCAGGUCUCGUUCAAAUGAUUCAACAGCAGAAACCAAAUGGUUGUCAGGAAUUGAGAGAAAGUCAUGGAGGGGACAUUUCCACCUCGAAUACUACAUCAAACAGUUUCGAUGACUGCGAUCGAGAAAAUAUGAUUACCCCAGGAAAAAAUACUACGAAGCUUGAGUGGAUUCUUUUAGCUACUGCCAUCGACAGAUUAUCAUUUCUUCUAUUUUGUUUUAUCUUUAUCAUAAUGUCACUGGCAUUUAUCACAUAAAAAUAAGACAUCCAACAUAUCGAAAAUCCAGAAGAUCUCAGAAGCCAGCCUCAACAAAUAUUUCCAGGAUUUAUUUCAGAUCCUUGAAAUACUAAUCAUUAAAACUGUGCAAUUGAAUUUAUAUUUCAAUAAUAUAAAAUAUGAUUUAAUUAAUAUUUUACGAUCUAUUUUGAAAAUAAAAAGUGCCAGAAGUAU